AUCUUUAUAUCAGCAUGAGUUAGAUUCAUCACUUCACCCACUCGAGACAGACUUUUAACGCGUUUUAUUUGUACAAAAGGGAGUCGUUAACUGGAAGUGUCCUCCACCUCGUGUCCGCCGGGACUCAUGCAGGACGCAUGGAGGAUCCAGAGUAAGGGUGCUCGAAGGAUGCCGUCCUGUCCCGGAUCCAGGACAUCUGACAUCCUUCACUUCUGAGAGCGAUGGCUUCUGAGGUUGUGUGUGGUCUGAUCUUCAGAGUGCUGUUGCCGGUGUGUCUGGCGGCAGCAUGUCUGUUCAGGUACAAUGUACUGUCCUUCAUCUACCUCCUCUACCUCCUCCUCAUCCCUCUCUUCCCAGAACCCUCCAGCAUCACCAUGCAAGGCCACACGGGGCGCUUGCUGAUGUCUUUAUGCUUCUGCAGUAUGAGCUUCCUCUUCAUCCACAUCGUCUAUCAAAUCACAAUCCACAGUUUGCUGGCUAGAGAAAACAUCGGUUCUGACUUCAACUGUUCGGUGUGGGAGAAGUCAAUACGACAGAUUGGUUUCGAGAGUGUUAUUGGUGCAGAUGCAGGCAAUGGGAUCCGAGUUUUCCUCCCAGAUAUCGGGAUGUUCAUGGCGAGCCUGUCCGUGUGGCUGCUGUGCCGGAAACUGGUUCACACGCGUCCGAGUGUGGACAUGGCCCAGGACAACCACGACUUCGAGCCCGAGGAGAAGACGCAGGAGGAGAUUGACGAAAAGGUGGAAAAUGACGACGAUGAUGAUGAUGAAGAUGAUGAAAUGGUGUUUGAUGAGGACUUUGAUGCAGAGGAUGAGGCAGAGGAAGAGGAGCGUGACGGAGAAGGUGUGGAUGAGGAAGAGGAGGAGGAGGAGGAGGAAGAGGUGCAGGAGAGCACAAAGAUGAAGAUUCUGCGCAGAGUGGCAGGACUGGCAAAUAAACUCAAAGAGAUCAUCGGUAACCUCAUCACGACCGCUGGACAAGUGGUGGUCACCAUUCUCCUGGGAUUAACAGGUAUCAUGCUCCCCUCCCUGACGUCAGCCGUCUACUUCUUCGUGUUCUUGGGUCUGUGCACGUGGUGGUCGCUCUGCAAGACCUUCGACAAGCUCCUCUUCAGCUGUCUGUGUGUUCUCAUGGCCAUCUUCAGCGCUGGUCAUCUCAUCGUUCUUUAUUCCAACCAGUUCCAGUUCCUCCAGGAGGCCAUCAGGCCCAACGACAGCUACGUCAGUGUGUUUGGUAUCUCCUCCAUCGUUCGAACCGACUGCUCCUCUACCUGGAAGCUCGCUGUCAACCAUAAUCUGGAAUGGCACCAUUUUGUCAAUCCCAUCAUGCUCUUGGUCCUGUACUACACACUGGCCACCCUGAUCCGCCUGUGGCUGCAGGAUCCUAUGAUCAUGCAGGAGAGUGAGGAAGAGGAGGUGAAGGAGGGAGAUGAGACGGCUGGAAACACAGUUCUUCACAUGUUGGGCCGGAAGCGGCAGCUCUGGUGGAAAGCGCAUCAGAAAACUGAGGAAAGAAAUCUCAUUUGCACUCUGGACGGGUACAGCACCUCAGAGGUAGUCGUGGUGAACUCCAACGGGACGUCGUUUGACUAUGUGUCGGCCGCCCCCAUUGAGAACGGACCGGUCCGGCUGGACAUUUACUCCACUCCUCAAUACAAAGUGGACCAGCCUGUAGAACCUGAGGAGAAGACGGAUGAGAACACAAAUGAGAUCGUGGACUUACAGCUGGAGGAGGAAGAGGAGAAGACCGAUGAGGAAGAGGAAGAGGAAGAGGAGGGCGGACCGCCGAGCACUCUCGUAAAAGUGUUCAAGUUCAUCAUGAAGCAGAGCUACAUCUGUGCUCUUAUCGCUAUGAUGGCGUGGAGUAUAACGUACGUGAGCUGGCUGACGUUUGUGUUUCUGCUCUGGUCCUGUACUCUCUGGAUGGUGCGAGACAGGAGGAAGUACGCCAUGCUGACCUCGCCGUUCAUGGUGGCUUAUGGGAACCUUCUGUUAGUCCUUCAGUAUAUCUGGAGUUUUGAGCGCUUGGAGGCAGUGCCUGGGUUCUUUCUGAAGAUGACGGUGCCCUUCACUGGACUGAGCUCCAAGAUUCUGUGUCAGCUGAGCUUCUGGCUUCUGCUCAGACAAACGCUGAUGGAGCGACAGGCGAGGGUGGAAGAAGAAGCAGCGCUUUGUGACGUCAAAGUAGACGAGCAGAAAAAAGAGGAAGACAAAGAGGAAGAGGAAGUGGACGAGAACGACCUGAUGCAUGUGAUGGGGAAUCUAGUGAAGGCUCUGCUGGUGAAAUACUGGAUCUAUAUCUGCGGAGGAAUGUUCUUCUUCGUCAGCUUUGAAGGAGACAUGGUCAUGUACAAGAUCGUCUACAUGAUGAUGUUUCUCUUCUGCGUGGCUCUUUACCAGGUACACUAUGAAUGGUGGCGCAGGAUCCUGAAGUACUUCUGGAUGUCUGUGGUGGUUUAUACUAUGCUUGUGCUCAUCCUAAUCUACACCUGUCAGUUUGAGAACGCCAUCGCUACCUGGACCAGUAUGACAGGCAUGACAGAGAAAGUACUGAAGGCUAUCGGGCUGAAGAAGUACAGCCUCUCUGAUUUGUUCACCCGUAUCUUCAUCCCCACGUCCUUCUUGCUGGUGUGUAUCCUGCACCUGCAUUACUUCCACGACCACUUUCUGCAGCUCACUGAUCUCAAAGCAGUGGUCAGCAAACAGGAGAGCACCAUUUACAGCUAUACUAAAGUCAGUGGUCGUAUCUAUCUGAUCGUGGAUAGCAUCAAGCAAAAAAUAUCUUCUCCCGAGAGCAAACUCGUUCAUCCAGACGGGAGUCUGGCGGAUCUGACGAUGAUGAGCACGUCUCCAGAGCCGCUGCUGAAAGAGGAGAAGGAGAAGGAGAAGGAGAAGGAGAAGGAGAAGGAGAAGGAGAAAGAGUCCAUGAACGAGGUGCUGGUCGUGGACUGUGUGGAGGAGGAGAAGAAGAAAGAGUCUUUAUCCAUCCACUCGGCUCAUCUGUCCAGUCAGGAGGAUAUUCAGCAGUCCAGUGCCGCCACAGAUCCUGAACCGCCGUCAGAUCAGAGCUCAGACCUCAGGAAUAAGUGGCACUUGGUGGUGGACCGGCUCACAGUCCUGUUCCUCAAGUUCCUGGAGUAUUUCCACAAGCUGAAGCUCUUCAUCUGGUGGCUCCUCGAGAUGCACAUCACCAAGAUCGUCUCCACCUACAUCAUCCUGCUGUCUGUCAAAGAGGUCUCGCUGCUGAACUACGUGUUUUUGAUCUCGUGGGCGUUUGCACUGCCAUAUAAGCAGUUUCGAGUUCUUGCGUCAAGCGUGUGCACCGUAUGGACGUGUGUUAUCAUCAUCUGCAAGAUGUUUUACCAGCUAAAGACCAUCGAACCCCAAAACUACUCAAGCAAAUGUACUAUGCCCGACAACUACACAGAGACGCAGAAGAAAUACAUGAUUCAGUCCCUACUGUACCGGGAGCCUAUAGAUCCUGCCAACUGGGUCGGUCUGGAGAAGUUUGAACAGAUACUACCCUACCUGAGGAAUAACUUGUUGAUGUUGGCCAUCUUGGCGUUCGAGGUCACCAUUUACAGACAUCAGGAGUUUUUCCGCCUGAGAAACCAACUCUCUCCUCCUCCCUCUCGAACCAUCUUUCACGAUAUCACCCGACAACACCUCGACCACGGAAUCAUCAACUGUGCCAAAUACUUCAUAAACUAUUUCUUCUACAAAUUUGGUUUAGAGGUGUGUUUCCUGUUGGCGAUUAAUGUGAUGGGUCAGCGUAUGGAUUUCUACUCCAUGCUGCACGGUUUCGCUCUGGCGUUAGUGAUGUUCAGACGCCGGAGGAAAGCUAUCGCCGAGAUAUGGCCCAAAUACUGCUGCUUUCUGGCCUGCAUGAUCACCUUCCAGUAUUUCAUUUGCAUUGGAAUCCCAGCGGCUGCUUGUAAAGAUUAUCCCUGGAGGUUUCCUGAUAGCAAGAUAGAGUCUAACGUCAUUAAAUGGCUUUACCUCCCUGAUUUCCACACUCAACCCAACUCCUUAUUCCUCGUCUAUGACUUCAUGCUGUUGCUGUGUGCGUCGCUGCAGAGACAGGUGUUUGACGAAGAGAACAAAGCGGCCGUUCGUCUGAUGGCGGGAGAUAACGUGGAGAUCUGCAGAGAUCUGGACGCCGCAUCGUUCAGUGUUCACAAUCCAGUACCAGACUUCAUUCACUGCAGGUCGUACUUGGACAUGCUGAAGGUGAUCAUGUUUAGCUACCUCUUCUGGUUCGUCCUGACCAUCAUCUUCAUCACGGGCACGACUCGGAUCAGCAUCUUCUGCAUGGGUUACCUGGUGGCGUGCUUCUACUUCCUGCUGUUCGGGGGCGAUCUCUUACUCAAGCCAAUCAAGAAGAUCCUGCGUUACUGGGACUUCCUCAUCGCUUACAACGUGUUCGUCAUCACAAUGAAGAACGUCUUUGCUAUUUUGGCGUGUGGUUAUAUCAACACUUUGAUAAAGAACAACUGCUGGUUAAUUCAGCUGCUCAGUCUCGCUUGCACCAUCAAAGAAUACAAAGAUCUACAAGGCCCGCCUUCAGCCUCGACUAAAAAUCAAUGUGUGCUCCCGAAGGAUGAGGCCGGGAUCAUCUGGGACAGCAUCUGCUUUACGUUCCUCCUGCUGCAGAGACGUGUCUUCAUGAGCUACUACUUCCUCCAUGUGGUCGCAGACAUCCGCGCCGGACAGAUCCUCGCAUCUCGAGGAGCCGAGUUGUUCCAGGCCAGCAUCGUGAAGGCCGUGAGAGCUCGUCUGGAGGAGGAGAAGAGAUCCAUGGAGCAACUUAAGAGACAGAUGGAUCGUAUUAAGACGCGCCAGCAGAAGUUCAAGCGAGGGAAGGAGAAGAUGCUCAGCCUUGCUCAAGUGUCCGGAGACGAGCCGAAACUCAUCCCACCCGACGAAAACAACGAUGAAGAUGAUGAUGAUGAGAGAAAGAAAAACAAGGUGCAAAAAAAGCAGUGGUGGAGGCCUUGGGUUGAUCAUGCGUCCAUGGUUAGAAGUGGUGAUUAUUAUCUAUUUGAAACUGACAGUGAAGAGGAAGAGGAAGAUGACGAGAAAAAAGAUGAAGAACCACCCAAGAGAUCAGCCUUUCAGCGAGCGAUCAGAAAGUUUGCUUCGGCCCUCGUGGCUUUACCCAGAUCAGUCAUUAAACUGCCCAAAACUGUUCUGAAGUAUUUAAUCAGAGCGGCCAAGUUUGUGUAUCAUACCUGGAUCACUGACUCUAAAGCAGUCCUGAAGGAAAGAGUCAAAGAGAGGCGUUAUUUCUGGAAGCGCAGACACAGGAGAGACAAGAAAGAAGUUCAUGUGGCGAUAGAGGUCGGUGAAGAAGAACGCCAGAGUUCAGAGGAAGAGAAAUCGGACGGACCAGACAACAUCAUCAAGAGGGUCUUCAACAUCAUCAAGUUCACGUGGGUCUUGUUUCUGACCACCGUCGAGAGCAUCACCAAGUGGCUGAACUCCGUCUGCAGGGAAUACAUCGACAUCUCCACCGUCCUGCGCAUCGAGCGCUGCAUGCUGACCAGAGAAGUCAAAAAGGGAAACGUGCCGUCCCGUGAGAGCAUCCAUGUGUACUACCAGAAGCAGAUGAAACUCAAUGGAUCUCGUGAAUCUGGCCUGGACCGGAUCAGUGAGGAGGAUUCGGGCUCGAUCAGAGCCCGCCGCAGACGGGACGGACACAGUCUGGAUUCCCUCCAGUCUGGAUUCGCCUCCAGAGACAGCCUCUCCAGCGCAUACACCGAAGCCACCAUGCUGUUUUCCCGCCAGUCCACCUUGGACGACUUGGACGACAUGCCUCAGAGUAUUCCCAAAACCAGCGAACGCGCUCGUCCCAAACUGCGCAAAAUGUAUGGCUUGGACAUGUCCAACUCCUCGGCGGACAGCGGAAGCAGCGCCAUGUCCAGUGAAGCCACUCAGUGCGUAACAUUGUUCUCUCGACAAGGCACGAACGACACGAUAGACGAGGCUGAGGACGAGCGAGACCAGCUGGAGAACAAGAAGACAACAGCAGAGCCGGAGCGCCGAGCCAGUGAGGACAAACCUGAUGGAGACAGAGAUCAGGAGGAAGUGAUGCGGGAAGAGGAAGUCCAAUGGGAUUUGGUAGAUCCAGAGGAAGCGGUGAAAGAUGUUCAGGAUCCUCAGCUUGAGUGUGACGAGCACCGAGAGGAAGAGCAGUGUGUUACUGAUGAUGAGGAGGGUGAAGAGUCUAUCCAUCAGGAUGAAGGUGAAUCAUCAGGACCGGAGAACAUGCAAACGGAUCCGGUCAGCGGGCAGCUUUUCACUCCAGACACAGACGCGCCAAACACCUCAGACGCUGACGUGCCGCCCAGCUACAGCAAAGCCGUGAGCUUCGACCGCCUCUCUGUGAGCGACGAAAGCGACAGCGAUAAACGUCUGAUGGUGAUGACACCCGACAGCAGAUCCGAUCUGGACGACCCUCUGCUGCCCUCCACGACCACCGAUCUGACCGCCAGCGAACUGCUGCUCAACAAAAUGUUCUACGACGAGGAGCUGGAGAACUCGGAGGGUUUCUAUAAGUCCCAGCCGCUGGGCCUGCAGCUGUGCUACUCUCUCUAUAACCUGCUGGUGGCGCACUCUGAGAUGGUCUGUUACCUGGUCAUCAUCCUCAACCACAUGAUCUCGGCGUCCAUGGCGACACUGGUGCUGCCCAUCCUCAUCUUCCUGUGGGCGAUGCUCUCUGUUCCUCGGCCCAGCAAGCGUUUCUGGAUGACGGCCAUCGUUUACACAGAGGUCACCAUCGUCGUCAAGUACUUCUUCCAGUUCAGCUUUUUUCCAUUCAACCAGAAUGUGGAAGUCGACCAGAUGAAGCCGUACCAUCCGCCCAACAUAAUCGGUAUAGAGAAGAAAGAAGGAUACGUGCACUAUGACCUGGUGCAGCUGCUGAUUCUGUUUUUCCACAGAUCCAUACUAAAGUGUCAUGGUCUCUGGGAUGAAGAUGACCCUAAAAUGUCCCGAAAAGAUUCGUGUCUUCAUCAGGACGAGUCUGUGGAGGAGGAGAAGAUGGCGGUCGUGAUUCCAGCUGAGGAAGAGAAGAAGAGUUCACCAGCGUACUCGCUGAAGACCGUGAACCUCGGCAUGUCCAUGGACUCGUCCCAGGUGCUCGUGCAUAUGCGUUAUCCCGAGCAUCGGCCUUAUCUGCGGCGGCAGAGCACCAGCGGCGGACCGCACUCCUCCCGACGCUCCUCUGUGCGCUCCAAACGCGGCAGUACGAGCGCACAGAACAGCUUUCGUAGAGAAAACAGUGAGCCAGAAGUACCGCAGAAGAACCGGAAAGAAAUGAUUAUGGAGAAGAUCCGAGAGCAGCUCAUCAAAGCAAAGGUUUACCUGAUCAAAAAAUUGGUUACGAUCUAUCAGCCCAUCCGUCAGUUCUUCUAUAACCUGAUCCAUCCCGAGUACAACGCCGUGACGGAUGUUUACGUCUUCAUGUUUCUAGCAGACACCGUUGAUUUCAUCAUUAUUGUCUUUGGCUUCUGGGCAUUUGGGAAACACCAGGGAGGAGCUGAUAUCACGUCCUCGCUGUCAGAGGACCAAGUUCCCGGGCCGUUCCUCGUCAUGGUUCUCAUUCAGUUCGGCACGAUGGUGGUGGAUCGCGCUCUAUACCUCCGCAAGACUGUGAUGGGAAAAGUGGUUUUCCAGGUCCUCCUGGUGUUCGGCAUCCAUUUCUGGAUGUUUUUUAUCCUACCAGGAAUCACAGACAGGCGUUUCAGUCAGAACACUAUCGCUCAGUUGUGGUACUUUGUGAAAUGCAUUUACUUCGGCCUGUCAGCGUAUCAGAUCCGAUGUGGAUAUCCGACUCGCAUACUGGGAAACUUCCUCACCAAGAGCUACAACUACCUCAACCUCUUCCUCUUCCAGGGGUUUCGCCUGAUCCCGUUCUUGACGGAGUUGCGAGCCGUGAUGGACUGGGUGUGGACGGACACGACGCUCAGUUUGUCCAGCUGGAUCUGUGUGGAGGACAUCUACGCACACAUCUUCAUCCUCAAAUGCUGGAGGGAAUCGGAGAAGCGAAACCCUCAGCCUCGCGGGCAGAAGAAGAAGAAGGUUGUGAAGUAUGGGAUGGGGGGCAUGAUCGUGAUGCUUCUGAUCUGCAUCGUUUGGUUCCCGCUGCUCUUCAUGUCUCUGGUCAAAUCUGUGGCAGGAGUGGUCAACAGUCCACUGGACGUGUCCGUCACACUCACGCUCGGAGGACUUCAGCCGAUCUUCACAAUGAGCGCCCAGCAGAACAAUAUAAAAGAUGUGGAUCCCUCACAGUUUAAUGCGUUCAUGAAGAGCUACAAAACUAAUGCAAACGCCAUGCUGUUCCUGGAGUCUUAUACUUACGAGGAUUUGAAAAUAGCUCAUCUAGAAGGAAGUUCAAACGCGCUCUGGACCAUCAGCCCCCCGAGCAAGAAGAACCUCAUCGAAAUGCUCAAAGGACCGCAUUUCUCUCUCACCAUGACCUGGUCCAUACAGAGGAACCUCAGUUUAGGUGCCAAAGCUGAAACAGCAAUGGGAAAACACCAAAUAGAUCUGGAUGAUGAAACCAGAAAUCAACUAAGGAGUCUACUGAGUGAUGGCAACAAACCUGAGCACAAAGAAGUUCCAGUGCUCAUCAAAAAUAUUUUUCCAAGAUACAUCAGAGCACCAAGCGACUCCAACGCCAAGCCUAUUGAACAGCUUUACCCCGAAAGUGGACAAUACAUGAACAUCACGCUCUCUUUACACAAGACCAACCAAAGCAGCUCGGAGAGCGUUCAGGAGUGGUGGAUCGUGAAUCAGACAGAUCGAGGCCCCUUAAAAAUUCCAUUCAAGAAUGCAACCGAAUCUGGUCUGGAGAUCUACAUCCUCAGUGACCAAGUCAGUCCGCCCAGUCUGGGCUUUCUGGCUGGUUAUGGGAUCAUGGGUCUCUACAUGUCGGUGGUUCUGGUUAUCGGAAAGUUCGUGCGAGAGUUCUUCAGCGGGAUCUCGCACACCAUCAUGUUCGAAGAGCUUCCCAACGUGGACCGAAUCCUCAAGCUCUGCACCGACAUCUUCCUGGUCCGAGAGACGGGAGAACUGGACCUGGAGGAAGACCUGUACGCCAAGCUCAUCUUCCUCUACCGCUCUCCAGAAACCAUGAUCAAGUGGACCAGAGAGAAGAGCGAGUGAGGAUGAGCUUCCGAGUAACUAACCGU
Molecule: messenger RNA, 9190 nt
Organism: Rhinichthys klamathensis goyatoka
Lineage: Eukaryota; Metazoa; Chordata; Actinopteri; Cypriniformes; Leuciscidae
Product: piezo-type mechanosensitive ion channel component 2
Exons: 56
Coding region: 222-9164 (2980 amino acids)
Biological process (GO): regulation of membrane potential; cellular response to mechanical stimulus; detection of mechanical stimulus
Cellular component (GO): plasma membrane
Molecular function (GO): monoatomic cation channel activity; mechanosensitive monoatomic ion channel activity
Source: RefSeq, a predicted model, not a curated record